Messenger RNA from Fibroporia radiculosa, 447 nucleotides. RefSeq lists its product as uncharacterized. The record is from RefSeq and is a predicted model, not a curated record. Lineage: Eukaryota; Fungi; Basidiomycota; Agaricomycetes; Polyporales; Fibroporiaceae. Bases 1 to 447 code for a protein of 148 amino acids. Gene Ontology annotation, molecular function: structural constituent of ribosome. Gene Ontology annotation, cellular component: mitochondrial large ribosomal subunit. The transcript is spliced from 2 exons. Gene Ontology annotation, biological process: mitochondrial translation.
AUGGCCUACAGGGUCCCCUCGACUACAAAACCCCUCCUACGAGCUCAGCUGACUUCGAGACCAGCAAACGGACAUCUUGCAUUCAUCCCCCAAAUCCGAAAACUGGUCUUCGAGUUCUGUGACAAAUGGCCAUCAUCCGCCAACACCAGGACGUACAUUCAUGACCACCUCGAGGAGCUGGCCCGCACCAACCCUCAUGUCGAGAUUGUUAUCAGGCAGCGCAACCAGAGGGAGCCAAUUGCGCGUGGCUUCUAUCUUAAUGGCAGAGACAAAGUCAUACCGCUAAAUGGUUUCGAGAUAACUGGGAUUCAAAAGAAAGUCCAGCUCCUUUUAGAUGCAUCCGGCGCAAAAAUUAAACCACUGAAGAGGAGGACAGUGGAGAGUACCACGGAGGCUGCGAGGGGUAUUUGGAGUGGUCUUCACGUCGACGAGCCAUUUAAGAUAUAA